AUGGCUCAGACUUUGGCGCAAAUCCGUGAAUGGAAUGCGGCUCUGAAGUCCGCAAAGCCGGAAAUAGUGGCCCUUUUUGUCGGAGGUACCAGUGGCAUCGGAAAACACACUGCCAUCAAAUUGGCCGGCGCGGUUAUGAAACCCACUAUUUAUAUUGUCGGUCGCAACGAAGCUGCUGGCGCUCAAGUCGUCGCAGCGAUGGAAAAGGCCAACCCGAAUGGUUCUUAUGGAUUCAAGGCUGUCGACGUUUCCAACCUUCGCAACGUGGACAAAGCUUGCGAGGAACUGAAAACUCGAUUUGAAGGUCUGGACCUCUUGUUUCUCUCUGCUGGAGCUCUUGCAUUCAGCAAAAAUGAGACGGCUGCGGGGAUCGAUGCCAACCACAUGCUACGAUACUACUCGCGCAUGAGAUUCAUCGAGAAUCUCCUGCCUGCCCUCGAAGCCACAAAAAGUCCUCGCGUAAUCAGCAUUCUGGCUGGUGGUAAAGAAAUCAUGAUUGAGGAAGACAACUUGGACCUAACAAAGAAAUUUUCCCUUUCUGCCAGCACUGGCUACCCGGCAUCCAUGAACUCGCUGGCAUUCGAGGUUCUCGCGUCGCAACACCCAUCUGUCAGCUUUCUUCACGUGUUCCCGGGUAUUGUGGCCACACCGCUCUUGAAAAACAGCAUGGGAUCUGUGGCGGGUACAAUCCUUGGGUUCUUGUCGAAGCCCAUCUCGAUUUCGGCCGAGGAGAGUGGAGAAUGGCAGACAUGGCUAUCGACUUCGCCUAACUUUGCCCCCAAGAACUCCGGCCAGGGUGCCUAUAUCCUUAAUUACGACGGCAAGGACGCGACAAAUCAAUCUCUGAUGACUCAACUCCGAGAGAAGGGAUUCCCUGAGAUCGUUUGGAAGCAUACGCAGGAUACCUUCAAUCGAAUUCUUGCAUAA
Messenger RNA from Penicillium antarcticum, 927 nucleotides. RefSeq names its product short-chain dehydrogenases/reductase. Lineage: Eukaryota; Fungi; Ascomycota; Eurotiomycetes; Eurotiales; Aspergillaceae. The coding region runs from base 1 to 927 and encodes 308 amino acids. Gene Ontology annotation, biological process: secondary metabolic process. The transcript has 2 exons. The record is from RefSeq and is a predicted model, not a curated record.